AUGGCAGCUGUCCCACCUGAGCAGAGAGUUAGUGGAAGUCGGCUUACGAUAAAUGGACGUGCUCAGACCGCCCUUGUCAUCCCUGCAAAUGACCAGAUCCAGAAACGGGAGGCGAUCUUUAACAAUCACAGAGAGAAUUCCAGUAAAAAUAUUAAGGGCAAACCUAUAUUAUCACUAAAUUAUAAAGAAGAAGCUGAAGAUGUCCUGCAGCGCUCCUCAGGAGAAAACCUCAUUACCAUUAAUGUACACCCAGGACUUCACAGUACAGAUCUAUUAUAUAAUCUCCCUGAUCAUCAGGAACCUUCUCCUGACCAAUUACAGAUUGUUAUCACAAAUACAGGUCAGAAAGGGGAUAAAAGGUUUCAGGGUGGUAAAGAGUUAACAGAACAAUCAAGACUUUCUACACACAGAAGAAUUCACACAGCAGAGCAGGAAUAUGGGAAAAGCUUUACAAGUAAAUCAGAUCUUGCUAAACAUGAGACAAUUCACACAGUAGAGAAGCCAUAUUCAUGUUCAGAAUGUGGUAAAUGUUUUAAAAAGAGAUCACAUCUUGUUACACAUGAGAGAAUUCACACAGGAGAGAAGUCAUAUUCGUGUUCAGAAUGUGGGAAAUGUUUUACAGAUAAAACCAGUCUUGUUAGACAUGAAAGAAUUCACACAAGAGAGAAGCCAUAUUCAUGUUCAGAGUGUGGAAAAUGUUUUAGACAGAAAUCAUAUCUUGUUAUACAUGAGAGAAGUCACACAGGAGAGAAGCCAUAUUCAUGUUCAGAAUGUGGGAAAUGUUUUAUAGAGAAAUCGCAUCUCAUUAGACAUUGGAGAAGUCACACAGGAGAGAAGCCAUAUUCAUGUUCAGAAUGUGGGAAAUGUUUUACACAUAAAUCAGAUCUUGUUAAACAUAAGAGAAUUCACACAGGAGAGAAGCCAUAUUCAUGUUCAGAAUGU
Molecule: messenger RNA, 942 nt
Organism: Bufo bufo (common toad)
Lineage: Eukaryota; Metazoa; Chordata; Amphibia; Anura; Bufonidae
Product: gastrula zinc finger protein XlCGF17.1-like
Exons: 3
Source: RefSeq, a predicted model, not a curated record